UGUUCCAAAAUUGUUGAUAGGUUUUCUACAUUAUUUUGCCGUGAUUCCGAUUCAAUGCCCCGAUGUUGGACAGGGAAGGAAGACAUCAAAGCAAUUACCAAAAGAGCACGUUCAUCUUUGGGAUUGAGCCAAAAUGGGAAGAUCCUGAGUUUGCCAAUGGAGGCAAGUGGACUGUCAGCAGCAGCAAGAAGGCAAUUCUUGACACCAUGUGGCUUGAAACUCUGAUGGCUUUGAUUGGAGAGCAAUUUGAUGAAGCAGAGGAGAUAUGUGGAGUGGUUGCCAGUGUGCGUCAGAGACAGGACAAACUUUCUUUGUGGACCAAAAAUGCAGCCAAUGAAGCGGCUCAGGUAAAUACUAUGCCACUGAUCUUUUUAUGAUGCCAAAACUAUAUGCAACUUAGUUGUUUCUUUUUGUGACUUUGAUCAACAUACUUAAUUUAGAGUGUCAUGAAGAAAUAUCUUGUUCUGUUCUUCAUUUUG
This is a messenger RNA of Ipomoea nil (Japanese morning glory), 479 nucleotides long. Its product is annotated as eukaryotic translation initiation factor-like. Gene Ontology annotation, biological process: translational initiation. Gene Ontology annotation, cellular component: eukaryotic translation initiation factor 4F complex. Bases 63 to 377 code for a protein of 104 amino acids. NCBI's taxonomy places the organism in Eukaryota, Viridiplantae, Streptophyta, Magnoliopsida, Solanales, Convolvulaceae. The record is from RefSeq and is a predicted model, not a curated record. The transcript has 3 exons. Gene Ontology annotation, molecular function: translation initiation factor activity; RNA 7-methylguanosine cap binding.